UAUACAUUCAUACUACCAUCAUGCUUGCGAGACAGAGAAUUGUUCAGGUCGUGAGGACCCAGCCCGUGAGAGCGCUCUCGCAGGGCUCCAGCUUGAACUUCUUCCAGAAGCAGCGUUUGCCGGCGAACACCAUCGUCAGAUUCGUGCCACAGCAGACCGCGUGGGUGGUUGAGAGAAUGGGAAAGUUCCACCGAAUUUUGCCACCUGGAUUGGCUAUCUUGUUGCCGGUUUUGGACAAGAUCCAGUAUGUCCAGUCGUUGAAGGAGUCUGCAGUCGAGAUCCCGUCGCAGAGCGCAAUCACCGCAGAUAACGUGACGUUGGAGAUGGACGGUGUUUUAUACAUCCGCGUAGUGGAUGCUUACAAGGCGUCCUACGGUGUGGAGGACGCUGAGUACGCCAUCAGCCAGUUAGCGCAGACCACCAUGAGAUCCGAGAUUGGGCAGUUGUCGCUUGAUCACGUAUUGAAGGAAAGACAGGUUUUGAACCACAACAUCACCACUGCCAUCAACGAGGCAGCGGAAGACUGGGGUAUUCAGUGCUUAAGGUACGAGAUCAGAGACAUCCAUCCGCCAGCGAAUGUGUUGGAGGCCAUGCACAGACAGGUCAGUGCCGAGAGAUCCAAGAGGGCGGAGAUCUUGGACUCUGAGGGUCACAGACAGGCCAACAUCAACAUUGCCGAGGGGAGCAAGCAGUCUGUGAUCUUGGCGUCUGAGGCGUUGAAGUUGGAACAGGUCAACAUGGCUGCCGGUGAGGCCGAAGCCAUCUUAAUGAGAGCCCAGGCCACCGCUGGGGGGAUAAGGGAGAUCGCGAAGGCCAUCAACGAGACCCCAGGUGGUAAGGAUGCUGUUGCGUUGCAAGUCGCGCAGGACUACGUCAAGGAGUUUGGUAAGUUGGCGAAGGAGUCUAACACUAUUGUUAUUCCGUCAGGCAUGGGCGACAUGGGCUCUUGGAUGGCCAGCGGCAUGAGCAUCUAUAACAACUUGUCCAAGACGCUCACCCCGGAUGCCGCUGCCAAGAAGCUUCUCGAGCAGAAGUAGGUGUUCUGAUGAGCAAACGUGAAAUACCUGUACAUAUCAGUAUGAAAACCCAAGACAGUAUCGUGUAGUGAGUAAGGAUUCCCGAAUGAUGUAACCUGAGAUAUGUUUUAUCCAUCUGUCUCCACUGUCUUGGAUUUCUCUACAAGCGUUUUGGUUGUAGAUCCUUCCAGUUGAGACAGGGCUAUUGGUGCUGAAUAUACGCAGGGAAAAUUCCUACCCUUAGUUUCUGUAUGGGAAUAUUGUUGAUGGUCUUUCAUGUAAGUUUUUAAUUAUCCACCCUUCCUCGGGAAAUAUCCUUUAUGUUCCAACUUACGCUCCAAUUUUGUUUCGGAAAGGUGUAUUGAUUCUCCCAAUUCUCAAAUGAACGUAUUGAUCCAGAUUUACGACUGCAAGUUUCGGACCG
Messenger RNA from Babjeviella inositovora NRRL Y-12698, 1440 nucleotides. It is a transcript of the gene SLP2, whose product is annotated as Slp2p. Lineage: Eukaryota; Fungi; Ascomycota; Pichiomycetes; Serinales. Bases 21 to 1037 code for a protein of 338 amino acids. The record is from RefSeq and is a predicted model, not a curated record. The transcript has a single exon. Gene Ontology annotation, cellular component: membrane.